AGGGUGUAUAAGAGCUUCGGUCUUCAGUCCGAUUUCUCCCAUCAUAGGAGUGGAAUAUUGUGUUCCUACAUCAUCGGAUUAGACAAAUUUUUUUUCAUCUACAAUUAAUUAAUAAUUGAUUAAAUUCAUGGGAAAUACAACGAUUAAAUUAUAAAUCAAUUAUUAUAAUUCAUCGAUUGUAUCCACUUGUAAAACGUCGGAGUGCGUGAUUGUGUUUUUUAUCCUCUCAACGUGCUCUAAACCCACUGACACGUGGUUUCGAGGCCCUCGAGCUAACUAUCAAAAGAAACAAAAACGUCUGCGCAAGGCCUAACAAAUCAAUUCCGAUAUGUCUGCCUCACCAAUCGCAAGGCAGGCGACUCAAAGCCAGAACAUACCCUCCAAGAGGAUUGUCAUUCAUGACCCUAAUCAAUUGCCCACGGAUUAUUCGUCCACACCCGGGGGCACCCUGUAUUCAACUACUCCGGGAGGUACCCGGAUAGUCUAUGAAAGAGCUUUCCUCUUGAACCUCAGGAAUUCACCGAUUUCCCGCACCCCGCCGAAAAUGUGUUCAAUUCCUGCGGAUUUGUUGAAGAGUUCACCCACCAUCACUGGCUCGAUUGCCUGCAAUCAAGUUACUGCCAAAGAUAUCACAGUAAUAGAAGAAGCUUCGGAACAGUUCGAAAUGGACAUGUGAGAGCUUGACGGAAUUAAUCCACAGAGUGUGGUGAAAAAAAUGUGUUCAUUAUCGCCUCUGCUCGGGAUGCUAACGUGGAGAGGAGCAAACGCUGACUUUUCUAUUGGCGAAUUAAAGAAUGAACUAUUCGCGCUAAUUCAUUGAGUUCUCAGGCUCUAAAGAGCUGAAAGAGCACAAGAAGAAUUGCCAAGAACUUUAUAUCAAAUAUUAUUGAAUUUGUAUACCGACAAUAAUGAUAAUUCAAAAAAUUUACAAUGUACAGUAGAAGAAUGUUAAAUAUAUUGCACGAGUGACAGUUGA
Venturia canescens is the source of this 976-nucleotide messenger RNA. RefSeq names its product eukaryotic translation initiation factor 4E binding protein thor (gene Thor). Lineage: Eukaryota; Metazoa; Arthropoda; Insecta; Hymenoptera; Ichneumonidae. The record is from RefSeq and is a predicted model, not a curated record. Gene Ontology annotation, biological process: negative regulation of translational initiation. Bases 329 to 676 code for a protein of 115 amino acids. Gene Ontology annotation, cellular component: cytoplasm. Gene Ontology annotation, molecular function: eukaryotic initiation factor 4E binding. The transcript has 3 exons.